Brugia malayi is the source of this 396-nucleotide messenger RNA. RefSeq lists its product as uncharacterized. Bases 1 to 396 code for a protein of 131 amino acids. The transcript is spliced from 4 exons. Lineage: Eukaryota; Metazoa; Nematoda; Chromadorea; Rhabditida; Onchocercidae. Gene Ontology annotation, biological process: protein ubiquitination; positive regulation of mitotic metaphase/anaphase transition; anaphase-promoting complex-dependent catabolic process. The record is from RefSeq and is a predicted model, not a curated record. Gene Ontology annotation, cellular component: anaphase-promoting complex; nucleus. Gene Ontology annotation, molecular function: ubiquitin protein ligase activity; zinc ion binding; cullin family protein binding.
AUGCUGCAAUCGAGCGCACGGCAUAAUGAUUUGAAAGCUGAAAAAGGGGAAUCAUUAUUGUGUGCCAAGGACAAACCUUCGAUUUACAAGUUACCAACUCAGACACGUCUCAAACUUUCCGUCCGUAAAUGGAGUGUGGCGGCGAAAUGGCGAUGGAGUAUCGGUGAGGGCCCGUGUGGGAUUUGUCGCGAAACGUUUGAUUCUUGUUGCGUUACGUGUCACACGCCUGGUGACGAAUGUCCUAUUGCCAUAGGUGUGUGUCGUCAUGCCUUCCAUAUGCAUUGUAUCGUGAAAUGGACAAAAUCACAAAAAGUAGCUUAUCCAGUGUGCCCCUUAUGCCGGCAGAAAUGGGAGUUUGCACCGAUGGAACAUACUAAUGGUUGUCCAAUGAAUUGA